Molecule: messenger RNA, 402 nt
Organism: Uncinocarpus reesii 1704
Lineage: Eukaryota; Fungi; Ascomycota; Eurotiomycetes; Onygenales; Onygenaceae
Exons: 3
Coding region: 1-402 (133 amino acids)
Cellular component (GO): fungal-type cell wall
Molecular function (GO): structural constituent of cell wall
Source: RefSeq, a predicted model, not a curated record
AUGAAGUUCUUCUACACUGCCUCUUUCUUCGCUUUGGCCACCGCUGCCUCUUGCGCUCCCAACUAUGCUUCCAAGCCUGCUGUGAACCAGAAAAUCGCCGCCCAGUGCGGUAACGAGAACCUUUCCUGCUGCAACAAGCAGAUCAACAAGGUUGAUGCCACCGGUGCUGAUACCGACUUCGGUGUCCUCAACGGCAUCGUCAAGAACCUCAACAUCCAGGACAUCUCCGUCUUCGACCAAUGCUCCAAGCUUAACAUUCCUAUCGGUGUCCUCGGUGCUGGUUUGUCCGACUUUCUCAACCAGAAGUGCAAGCAGACUGCUGCCUGCUGCCAGAACGUCAACUCCGAGGCCAACGGUGCUGUUGCCGUCGCUGUUCCUUGCAUUCCUCUCAACGUCCUCUAA